Myotis brandtii (Brandt's bat) is the source of this 1260-nucleotide messenger RNA. Its product is annotated as voltage-dependent T-type calcium channel subunit alpha-1I-like. The transcript is spliced from 8 exons. Gene Ontology annotation, molecular function: voltage-gated sodium channel activity; low voltage-gated calcium channel activity. Gene Ontology annotation, biological process: neuronal action potential; positive regulation of calcium ion-dependent exocytosis; sodium ion transmembrane transport. Lineage: Eukaryota; Metazoa; Chordata; Mammalia; Chiroptera; Vespertilionidae. The record is from RefSeq and is a predicted model, not a curated record. Bases 262 to 1260 code for a protein of 332 amino acids. Gene Ontology annotation, cellular component: neuron projection; voltage-gated sodium channel complex; plasma membrane.
CAUCGGUGAAUUAGGGGGUCACUCUUUACGCUUUUUUUUUCACUCAUAUACUUUAUAUCCCUUGGUUCCCACUGGGCGUGCCCUCUGUCUUUUGGUCUUUUUUACACCGAUGUCUACACCUUGUGCCACAAGUUUUCAUGCACAACCCACUCACCCUGUAACUACACCACGUUCUGUGGCACUCGCACACGUGCACGCGCCCCACCCACGGGCCUGGCUGAGUGGCCGCUGGGUCUCCCCACAGUGCUGAAGCUGCUGAAGAUGGCCACGGGCAUGCGGGCCCUGCUGGACACGGUGGUGCAAGCUCUGCCCCAGGUGGGCAACCUGGGCCUCCUCUUCAUGCUGCUCUUCUUCAUCUACGCCGCCCUGGGCGUGGAGCUCUUCGGGAAGCUGGUCUGCAACGACGAGAACCCGUGCGAGGGCAUGAGCCGGCACGCCACCUUCGAGAACUUCGGCAUGGCCUUCCUCACGCUCUUCCAGGUCUCCACGGGCGACAACUGGAACGGGAUCAUGAAGGACACGCUGCGGGACUGCACCCAGGACGAGCGCAGCUGCCUGAGCAGCCUGCAGUUCGUGUCGCCGCUGUACUUCGUCAGCUUCGUGCUCACAGCCCAGUUCGUGCUCAUCAACGUGGUGGUGGCCGUGCUCAUGAAGCACCUGGACGACAGCAACAAGGAGGCGCAGGAGGACGCCGAGAUGGACGCCGAGCUGGAGCUCGAGAUGAUUGCCACCGCAGGGCCUGGAUCUCAUGCUCUGGUUCUGCAGCUAAGAUGCUGGACCUGGGUGAUGGCGGCACCUUCGAGCCCCUUCUCCCCAGAGGCCUCCAGCCCGCUCCUGCCCAUGCCAGCCGAGUUCUUCCACCCCGCCGUGUCCUCCAGCCAGAAGGGGCAGGAGAAGGGCGCCGGGGCCGGGGCCCUCCCCAAGAUCGCCCUGCAGGGCUCCUGGGCAUCCCUGCGGUCACCGAGUGUCAACUGCACCCUCCUCCGGCAGUGUCGAUGGGACACAGGCCAGGCUUCCCUGAGUGAGAGCACCAGCGCCUGGAAUCAUGCCUUUGAAGCCCAGUUUUCUGCCCGUGAGGAGCAGGAAGAGAGGACGGUGGAGAGCAUGGUCCAGGAGCCCGUGCUGCCCCCACCCGACACCCUGCCCACCACUUGCGAGCCCCUGGGCUCUGGGACCGUGGUCCCACCUCCUGAGAGCCAGGAGCCCUGCGGAGAUCCUGUGUGUAACACCAAACGGCGCAACAACUAUAUGCGGGACUGA